GUGGCCGAACAAGGAAGAGGGCGGAAGUUGAAAGGCUCUUUUCCUGUUUUUGUGAUGUGUGCGGGAGGGCUUGGCUUCCGGAUCGCCGUAGUGACCACGAGGGGCUUCAGCUAGGUAACAGCGGCCGGAAAGUCGUACAGCCAGAUCCUGGGGAGGUCUCCUCACAGCCACGUGAGUAAAGGUAUCUUUCCACAGUCAGAGGCAACCCACGAGAAAGGGAAGGAGAUGGAAGAAGGACCUGGAAUAGGCAAGAGAUCAAGGAAAAGUCCUCAUCCCUCCCAGGUUGGGAGUGGCAUGGAAUAUGGGGAAAGAGGAGUGGCAGAGAUCUUGUCUCAGGAUUCGAUGACUGCAGAUGCACGUAACCGAUGCUUCCGGCAGUUCCGCUACCGUGAAGCUGAUGGACCCCGAGAGGUUUGCAGCCAGCUUCAUACACUUUGCAACCACUGGCUGGAACCAGAAAGGAACACCAAGAAGCAGAUCCUGGACCUGGUGAUUCUGGAGCAGUUUCUGGCCAUCCUGCCCCAGGACAUGCAGUGCUGGGUCAGAGGAUGGGAGCCAGAGACCAGUUCCCAAGCAGUGGUCCUGGCUGAAGGUUUCCUUCUGAACCAGGCAGAGGAGAAGAGGCAGGCAGAGCAGGUUUGGGGAUCAUCUGCAAAAGUGGAAGUGAAGGUCUAUGAGGCAGAAGGAGCUCCAUCAGAGGAAAGACUGAGGGCACAUGCCCAAAAGCGUGCCCAGGAUGCCCUUUCAAGUGCAGCAGAUGUAGAGAAAACUGCUGAGGGAUUCCGGGAAUUCUCUUUGGAAAAAGUCAAGAAUGAAGUUGUUGAAGAAGACGAUGGAGAUGGACUACAGUGGCAAGAGGAAAGCCACACAGCAGCAGAUGUAGAGGAGACAGCUGGGGAAUUCCUGGAAUUCUCUUUGGAAAAUGUCAAGAAUGAAGAUGUUGAAGAAAACUUUGGAGAUGGAGAUGGACUGCAGUGGCAGGAGGAAAGUCACACAGCAGAUGUAGAGGAGACAGCUGGGGAAUUCCAGGGAUUCUCUUUGGAAAAUGUCAAGAAUGAAGAUGCUGAAGGAAACUUUGGAGAUGGAGAUGGACCACAGUGGCAGGAGGAAAGCCCCUCAGGGAAUGAUCAGAGGGAUGAGGAACUGCAUCUUCUACCGCCUGAUGAAAUCAAGAAUGAAGAGGUGAGGGGAAACUUUAGGAAUCAAGGAAGACCACAGAGGCAGAAAGGCAGCCACAUGAUCAAGAAGAUGGGUAGACGCAUCCCUUGCCAAGGAGCAGAUUUCCAUGAAAUCAUUCACAUGGUGGGGGAAACAGACAAGGGCUUGGAGUGCAGAAUGAAUGUCUCAGAUCAAAUCCCAUAUCAUGUCUAUUUACAAAUGCACAGUGGAAAAAAGACCCAUCAGUCUUUGGAGGGUGGAAAGACCAUGAUUCACAGGUUCUCCGAAGGCGGCGAGAGCUUCUCAGAGAAAUCAGAUCUUGUUCAUCACCAAAGGAUUAACUUAGGAGAAAAGCUGUAUAUCUGCUCAGAGACUGGAAUGGCGUUCUCUGAUGGAAGAAAGCAUAAAGUACACUUCCAAAAGAACAGUAUAAUGAAGAAACAUAAAUGCUUUCAGUGUGGAAAGUCCUUCAGAUACAGAUCACAAUUCAAUGUGCACCAAAAGAUCCACAGAGGAGAGAAACGUUUUGAAUCCUCAGAGAGUGUGAAGGGAUUUGGUCAGAGUGGCACUCCUCAACACUAUCAACAAAUCCAUACAGGGGAGAAGCCUUUUGAAUGUUCAGAGUGUGGAAAGAAUUUCAGUCACAGUAGCAGUCUUCAACGGCAUCAACGAACCCAUACAGGGGAGAAGCCUUUUGAAUGCUUGGAUUGCGGGAAGAGAUUUAGUCGCAGUAGCAAUCUUCAGCGGCAUCAACAAACCCACACAGGGGAGAAGCCUUUCGAAUGUGCAGAGUGUGGGAAGAGAUAUAGUCACAUUGAACGUUUUCAUCUACAUCAACUAGACCAUACAGGAGAGAAGCCGUUUGAAUGUUCAGAAUGUGGGAAGAGAUUUAGUCAUAGUAGCACUCUUCAACAACAUCAACGAAUCCACACAGCGGAGAACCUUUUUGAAUGCUCAGAGUGUGGGAAGAGAUUCACUCAUAGUAGCAAUCUUCAGCGGCAUGAACAAACGCAUACAGGGGAGAAGCCUUUUGAAUGCUUAGACUGUGGGAAGAGGUUCAGCAGCAGUAGCAAUCUUCAGCGGCAUCAACGAACUCACACAGGGGAGAAGCCUUUUGAAUGUUCGGAGUGUGGGAAGAGAUUCAGUCAAAAUAGCACUCUUCAGCAGCAUCAACGAACCCACACAGGGGAGAAGCCCUUUGAAUGCUCAGAGUGCGGGAAGAGAUUCAGUCAGAGUAGCACUCUUCAGCAGCAUCAACAAGCUCACAAAGGGGAGAAGCCCUUUGAAUGCUCAGAGUGUGGAAGGAGAUUCAGUCGGAUUAGCAAUCUUCAUCUGCAUCAACAAGUCCAUACAGAGGAGAAGCCCUUUGAAUGUUCAGAGUGUGGGAAGAGAUUCAGUCAUAGUAGCACUCUUAAAAAGCAUCAGCGAACCCACACAGGGGAGAAGCCCUUCGAAUGCUUAGAGUGUGGGAAUAGAUUCACUUGCAGUAGCAAUCUUCAACGGCAUCAACGAACCCACACCGGGGAUAAACCCCUUGAAUGCUCAGAAUGUGGGAAAAGAUUCAGUCGGAGCGGCGCUCUUAAAAAGCAUCAACGAACCCACACAGGAGAGAAGCCCUUUGAAUGCUUAGAGUAUGGGAAUAGAUUGAGUGGAAGUAGCAAUCUUCAGUGGCAUCAACAAACGCAUACAGGGGAGGAGAAGCCCCUUGAAUGCUCAGUGUGGGAAGAAAUUCAGUCAUAGUGGACAUUUUCAUAAGCAUCAAGACCACAUAGUGGAGAAGCUCUUUGAAUAUUCAGAGUGUGAAAAGAGAUUAAAUCAGAGUAGCAAUCUUCAAUAGUAUCUCAGAACCCACACAGGGGAGAAGCCCUUUGAAUGCUCAGAGUGUGCGAAGAGAUUCAGUUAUAACAGCGCUCUUCAACAGGAUCAACUAACCCAUACAGGGGAGAAGCAUUUUGAACAAGAUGUAACAAGAAUGGUGCUCUUCAACAGCAUCAACAAACCCACACAGGGCAGAAGCCCUUUGAAUGCUUAGUGUGGGAAGAGGUUCAGUUAGAGGGGCCAUUUUCAAGAGCAUCCGUGAAGCCAUUCAGAGGGGAAGCCCUUUGAAUGCUCAGAGUGUGGGUAGAGAUUCUCUCAAAGUGGGGCUCUUCAACAGCAUCUAAGAGCCCCUAUAAGGAGCAACCAUAUGAGUACUUAACUCUGAUUGUCAAAUUCAUUUAUUAUGAGGGCAAAAUCUGACAGAAAUGUCAUUUUUUUUUCAAGCUGGGCCAUGUAUAUGAAAGAAUGUAAUGCCAUGUGCGUACCAGGGGUAUAAACUUUAAAAAGGAUGUAUGCAAAUCCAAUUAACAAUAUUAUUUUUACUCAGUAAUCAAACAGCCUUACAAUAUUUCCUUUAUUUAACAGGCUUUGAUAACUGGCGUAUCUUGCUCUGAAUUUUUGCUUGUAAAUUUGGAUCAGAGUCUUUGUUGUAGCAAUCUUAAAUAUGCUGUUUGUGUUUCUUUAUACAACAAAUAUACUUUUAAGUUAUGGAAA
This is a messenger RNA of Heteronotia binoei (common prickly gecko), 3690 nucleotides long. Its product is annotated as zinc finger protein 135-like. Lineage: Eukaryota; Metazoa; Chordata; Lepidosauria; Squamata; Gekkonidae. The record is from RefSeq and is a predicted model, not a curated record. The transcript has 7 exons. Bases 226 to 2898 code for a protein of 890 amino acids. Gene Ontology annotation, biological process: regulation of immune system process; negative regulation of transcription by RNA polymerase II; regulation of cytokine production.